This is a messenger RNA of Brassica napus (rape), 731 nucleotides long. RefSeq names its product ergosterol biosynthetic protein 28. NCBI's taxonomy places the organism in Eukaryota, Viridiplantae, Streptophyta, Magnoliopsida, Brassicales, Brassicaceae. The record is from RefSeq and is a predicted model, not a curated record. Gene Ontology annotation, molecular function: protein-macromolecule adaptor activity. Gene Ontology annotation, cellular component: endoplasmic reticulum; membrane.
AAAAAAGGGAAUAAAACAGAAGAAAGAGAGAAGCACAUCUGAGGAUCAAAGACACGGCAAGCAGCAAAGGAAGUGAAGCGAAAACGAAGAUGAAGGCGUUAGGGUAUUGGUUAAUGGUGGUUGGUUCGCUGAGGUUAGCUGCGGUUUGGUUCGGUUUCUUCAACAUUUGGGCUCUUCGUCUCGCCGUCUUCUCUCAGACCACCAUGAGUGAAGUACAUGGACGUACGUUCGGAGUAUGGACACUCUUGACAUGCACUCUCUGCUUUCUUUGUGCAUUCAACCCCGAAAAUAAACCGUUAUACUUGGCUACCUUUCUCUCAUUCAUCUACGCCUUAGGCCAUUUCCUGACUGAGUACCUCUUCUUCCAUACAAUGACCGUCGCCAAUCUCUCAACCGUGGCCUUCUUCGCAGGCACGUCGAUUGUGUGGAUGCUCUGGGAGUGGAAUUCCCUUGAACAACCGCACUCCAAACUUUCUUGACUUUUUUUUUUUUUUUUCAAGAAGACAUGUAACUGGGUCUUUCUUCUUUGAAACUUUUUAAGAGUUGGAAUCAUCUCCGGCUUUUUUGCUCGGAUUCCUAGAGCUGUUGUGAUCUAUAUAUUUCAUCUUCCUAUCUUUGAUAGUCUCAAGGAGACUUGUAGGACUUGUUAUCUUCUAAUAAACCUGACUCAAAUUUUUCAAUCAUGUAUUGUAUGACAUCUGCUACAGCUGAAUUGACUUUUUUUUUUCAAA